Molecule: messenger RNA, 651 nt
Organism: Cyprinus carpio (common carp)
Lineage: Eukaryota; Metazoa; Chordata; Actinopteri; Cypriniformes; Cyprinidae
Product: 1-phosphatidylinositol 4,5-bisphosphate phosphodiesterase beta-4-like
Exons: 8
Biological process (GO): phosphatidylinositol-mediated signaling; lipid metabolic process
Molecular function (GO): calcium ion binding; phosphatidylinositol-4,5-bisphosphate phospholipase C activity
Source: RefSeq, a predicted model, not a curated record
AUGGAGAGUCUGAAAUGGUCUGUGAGCAUCAUGACCAAAUCAUACCAGUUCAACUGGCAAAAACACAUUCCUGAUUUCCUGCAGGAAGGAGCCGUGUUUGACCGAUUCGAUGAGAUUGACUCUCGUUGUGGUUUAGCGUCACCUGUCAAGAUGUGCACAGCAGAUCGCAGGGAAGGUGGGGAGAAGCUUCUGGAAUGUUCUCUGAUCAACAGCAUUAGUGUCCCGUCUGUGAGCAUCAUGACCAAAUCAUACCAGUUCAACUGGCAAAAACACAUUCCUGAUUUCCUGCAGGAAGGAGCCGUGUUUGACCGAUUCGAUGAGGAUCCCUUCGUCUUUGAGCCCAGCUGCCAUUUCAAAGUCGACGAGUUUGGCUUCUUUCUCACGUGGAAGAGUGACGGAAAGGAAGGUCAGCUUCUGGAAUGUUCUCUGAUCAACAGCAUUCGUCCCGGAGUCGUACCGAAGGACCCAAAGAUCCUGGCGUCUCUGGAAGCGUCGGGGAAGAGCGAGGCAGAUCUGGACGGCCGCAUCAUCUGCGUGUGCAGCGGGACGGACCUGGUCAACCUCAGCUUCAUGUACAUGGUGACGGACAGCACGGACACGGCCAAGGUGAGCGUUACCACGGUGACACGUCUGACCCACCCUUACCAAAAA